This is a messenger RNA of Meloidogyne enterolobii, 1035 nucleotides long. Lineage: Eukaryota; Metazoa; Nematoda; Chromadorea; Rhabditida; Meloidogynidae. The record is from the annotation of a GenBank genome assembly.
UUGUUUUUCGAAUCAACUGACCUUGGGGGGGGGCCGGGGUUGGGCUGUGGGAUGGGGAACUGAUUGGGCCGUGACUGACUUGUGCUAAUUAUCCUAGAUGCCCUGGUCUUCUGUCCAUGAAUCAUCAACUCAUCAAACUUGUUAAAUUCAUUGGACGAGGCUCUAGAUGCAUGAGAAAACAUGGGUAUUGGCCCGAACUUAGUUCGACUUUCCUUUAACCCCCCAGACUCUCACGCUGUCCAACCCGAUUUAACUUAAACUUUUUUCAGUAACGAAUGAAGUCGCCAAAGAUUUUGAGAUGAAAUAUCGUGAUUGUAUACCCGAUUUUCUAGUGCUAACUGAUUGUCAGGAUAAAAUCAAAAAAUCGAUUGCUUAUGGAGAUGAACAGCUUAAAUUAAUUGAAGAUCAAAUAUCUAUUGUUGAGAAGACUUUGGAUACUUCAAAGAAUGAUUGUCCUGAUGCCAAGAAGAACAUUAUCGAAGAUUUUCUCAAAAGAUUGGCAACUCUUAGCGAAAUUGAGAAGUGUCUGACUGCUCUUUCUUUGCUUCCUGAUAGUUUGGAAGUUGAUGUUUUGGCAAAUGUUCGGAUGAUUUUGCGGCUGGAUGAACUCACAAAGGCAUUGGAAUCGGUAUUUUUUAGAGGUUUUUGGGAUUUUAAUGGAAAGGUGGGAGCCGGGACGCGCCCGAAUAGGCACUGUUAAUCAGCAGGUCUCUAUGUGUACACCCCUUGGGGUUGGAAAAAGAUCGUUCCAAUAUUGGGUUAUCGCCUAUGUAAUCCAUUAUCGGUUAGAUAAUCCAACAAUAGCCCUAUUAAGGCGUUUUUCAUCCCCAAGGGCUUACAUCAGGGGUGUCGGCAAAUGAAAAAAAUUUUUUUCAGCCGCAAUCCGCAAGUCCAAAAACCACGCAAUUUACGCAAUCCGCAAUUUCGGACAUUAUUGUUUUACAUCCUCCGUCGACAGUCUGCCUUAAUUUUAAUAAACGUACUAUAAAUCGGGUUAACUCUAAAACACUGGUCCUGUAAGAUUGAUAAAAUCUC